GCGCCCAGCAAUUGGCGCUCAUGCACAGACGCACGCACUCACACACACACACACACACAGGCAGACGCCCGUGCGUGCAGACACCACCCACCACCCACAUGCAUCGUGAAGGAGAGGCACGCUCUUCAGGCAAGGAGGCUGAACGGCGGGCAAAGGAUUAGUGGCCACUCGAUUCGCAGCAAGCUUUUCGAGUGACACAGCCAUUUGUCUGAAGGGUUGAAGUGAGAUUACCUUUACCUUGCUCCCCCUGUUGCAUGGUGUGACACAGUGGGGACGGUGUCGAUUUAGCGUGCUGCUCCUCCGCGUCGUCUGCCAGUGCAAGUAAACUUGGCGCUCGAUUCGUCAGAGCCAUGGGCUCGCUGGUUCGGAUGCUGAAUCGCCUGGCGGAGCCGGCUUUCAACUGGGCUUCGCGUCGUUACCAGGCGGCCGUCGCUGCGGAGCUGAAGAAGUACGGAUUGCGGUGGGACGACCUGUAUGAUGAAAUGUACGAUUUGGACGUAGGAGAGGCGUUAAGAAGACUCCCUCAGUCGGAAGUUGAUCUCCGGAAUCAAAGGCUGAAAAGAGCGAUUGAUCACUCAAUGAAGCAUACUUACCUGACGAAGGAGUUGCAGGAGAAACAGACGCCGUACGCGUUCUACGUGCAGGACGUGUUGGAGCAAGUCAAGCUGGAGCGCCAGGAGAGGGCAGAGUUGGGCUCGGACAUGCCGUAUAACCGAAGCAUUCCUUAAAAAAACAAAAGUGCGGCGGAGCAAAAGGGAAAGCGCUGAGCUGAGGGAAGGAGGGAUGGCAGCGAAUGACUGCUCACAGAGUUUGCACAGGUGCAAGUUACGGAAGCAUUCACUGUUUUUUUUUCUGCACUCUGUAUUUGUACUUAGUAGGUGAUGGCAACAACAUACAUCAUCUUGGAGGAAGAGGACGGAUGGAGUGACUCCCCGUGGGCAGCAAGCGUUUCCUAUUUGUUCUCAACAUGCUGCGUGCGGUGAUGCGGAACGAACGUCGUGUGCGACCGCAGCGAUGCGAAACCAACGUCCCGUGCAUGUGAAGCUUAUUGUGAUGCGAAACCAACCUCAAAUGUAUGAUCCUUAAUUGUACAAAGGGAAUUGCAAUGACAUGAGUGCACGGGAGUCUGAACCUCGACCCUAAAGGGACUUGGGGGGGGGUCACACACACGCGCACAUGCACAUGCACAUGCACACGUGCACACACACCCACACACCCACACACCCACCCACACACACACACACACUUAACACAUGCAAAGCAGCAUUACGUUUGUUGGAAUGGCACAUACACUCACACACACACACACAUCAUACACACACACACACGCACGCACACACACACACACACACACACACACACACACACACACACACACACACACACACACACACACACACCACACACACUUAACAUAUGCAAAGCAACAUUACGUUUGUUGGAAUAGCGUGAAAUUGUAGUGGAAUUGUGUGCACAGGUACGAAGUGAGAUGAGGUGCAAGACAAAGGGGGAGGAGGGGAAUGUGAUACGUCUAUGUUUUCUACUCUACUUUUGGAAUCAAUGAAGUGUAAGAGGGGAGUCGACUGUCAAAUCACUCAAAAUUAUUUUCAUUUCACAGAAUUGUACGAAUGCUAUCGAUACAUUCAUGCUGCUGCUUCUUCAUCUUCGGCUUUCGUUCUUUGGUAAUAAUUUUCCUUUUUUUCCUGUAGAUUUCUUCUUGCGAUUUCUUUGGUGGGCUUGUAUCAAGUUGUAUGAAAUUGCUCAGUGGGUUUUAUUGACUAUUGAAAAGAUGGAAGGCAAGUGUGGUCUGACAUUGAGAAUUGAAAAUAGAUGAAUUAAUAGAAUUAUAGUAAUUAUUAUACCAAGGAGCAUAGCUCAGCUGGUGACCAAGAGAACUGUUGAAACACGGACCCAAGUUCGAAUCCAAAUGAUGGAACCAGAUGAAUGAAAUAAUAUUUCUACA
Chara braunii is the source of this 1963-nucleotide messenger RNA. The record is from the annotation of a GenBank genome assembly. NCBI's taxonomy places the organism in Eukaryota, Viridiplantae, Streptophyta, Charophyceae, Charales, Characeae.